This is a messenger RNA of Kalmanozyma brasiliensis GHG001, 1353 nucleotides long. RefSeq names its product Oxidoreductase, molybdopterin-binding domain protein. The record is from RefSeq and is a predicted model, not a curated record. The transcript has 3 exons. Lineage: Eukaryota; Fungi; Basidiomycota; Ustilaginomycetes; Ustilaginales. Bases 1 to 1353 code for a protein of 450 amino acids. Gene Ontology annotation, cellular component: mitochondrion. Gene Ontology annotation, molecular function: oxidoreductase activity; molybdenum ion binding.
AUGUCUCAGCUCGUGCGGCAAGAGAGUCCUCUCAACACGGAGCCCUACUCCAAAGAGCUGGCAACCUCGUUCGUUACCCCGAACGAUCUCGUCUUCAAUCGCAACCAUGAUUCUGUCAUCAAAGCGGAUGCCCCAGAAUCGAACGACACCAACUGGUCGAUAGGCAUCUCGAUCGAGGACGACGAGCGCUUGAAGGACUUGCACCUAUCAUCGCAGUCUCUGCCGCUGGACUCGCUAAAGAAAGAGCAUGACUUGGUCGAGGUGACUGCGACGCUCGAAUGCGCCGGCAACCGCCGAGCGGAGCUCGCCUCCUCGCAUCAGCCAGCAGAAGGCAUUCAAUGGGGCAACGCGGUGAUCGCCAACGUCGUCUGGGGUGGUGCCUCCCUGCGCUCGGUUCUGCUGCGCGCUGGCGUCCCGGAUCCCUUUUCCCACCACUCGGACCUGACCCAGCUCGAACCCUCGGCCGAAGCCUCCCUUUCCGACUGCGCCGAGUGGGCCCGACCUCUCCACCUGCACCUCUUCUCCGCCCAGGAAAGCACCGAAUCCGACGAUCCCACCCGCAAAGAGUACUUCGCCGCCUCCAUCCCCCUGCCCACCGCGCUGCAUCCGAAUCAGCACUGCCUGCUGGCGUACGAGUACAACGGAACACCGCUCACACAGCGCCACGGUGCCCCACUACGAGCUGUCAUCCCCGGCCAUGUGGGUGCAAGGUGGGUCAAGUGGCUGAAUGGCGUGCGCGUCAGUGCACGAGAGAACGAGUCGCCGCCCAUGAGACAGGAUUACAAGCUGCUCGUGCCAAGCGGCGCGGAGGACGGGGAGAAGGAGUUAAAGGAGAAAGCUAAGGAUGGGUCCGAGUUCAGGAAGGAGGAGCUGAGGAAGGAGAGGCCGCUGCAGAGGUUGGAGGCGAGCUGCUCGAUUACGAUGCCUUGGAAGGACGGGCAGACGAUCGAGGUGGGUGAGAAGGGGAUGGUUGAGGUGAAAGGGUAUGCGGUCGGGCAGGAUGGGUCUCCCGCUACACAGGUCUUCGUCGCUAUCGUGCCAGAGGCAGAGGAAGAAAAGUCGUCCGAGGACGUCCUCGCUUCGCUAGCGGCAGAUCUGGAGUGGAAGCAAGCCGCAAUCCGAACGCAAGACGGACAGUCGGAUCAGCGAAAAGCGGACAGCAAAUGGAGCUGGGCCUGGACGCUAUGGCAAUUGGAUCUGCCCGUCCCACCUUCGGACAAGAAGUGGGCUUUGAUAGCUCGUUGUGUAACGGCAUCCGGCGUCGAACAGGAAAAGAUCUCGCAGUGGAACCUGAGAGGCUUCCACAAUCGCUCUUGGUCGGUCGUUCGCAAUCUCUCUAUCAAGUCGUCGUAG